Messenger RNA from Komagataella phaffii GS115, 1437 nucleotides. RefSeq names its product Mitochondrial asparaginyl-tRNA synthetase. The record is from RefSeq and is a predicted model, not a curated record. Bases 1 to 1437 code for a protein of 478 amino acids. The transcript has a single exon. Lineage: Eukaryota; Fungi; Ascomycota; Pichiomycetes; Pichiales; Pichiaceae. Gene Ontology annotation, biological process: asparaginyl-tRNA aminoacylation. Gene Ontology annotation, molecular function: ATP binding; asparagine-tRNA ligase activity; nucleic acid binding. Gene Ontology annotation, cellular component: mitochondrion.
AUGUUGAUAAAACCUCCAGGAUUCGUUUUUCAGUUCAAGAGGCUGCAAUCUUCAUACGCCCUAUCGAAAUGCAUUAAUGAAAUCUUCAAAGAUCCCCCUUUUAAAUCUCAGACCACGGUGAACGGUUGGGUAAAAGGUGUGCGAGUUCAAAAGAGAAUCGCAUUUAUAGAUAUCAGUGAUGGGACAUCAUUUCAAAAUCUGAUGUGCGUAGUUCCACCAGACCAGGCAAAGGAGUUGAGGACUGGUGUCAGCGUUCAAGUCACUGGUGAGAUUAAGGAAAGUAACGGUAAAAGUCAAUCUAUCGAGCUCAAAACAACUGAUCCUGAUAGUGUCAAGGUAUUAGGUCCAGUUUUAGAUUCUUAUCCGUUGCAAAAAAAAUUUCAUUCUCCCCAGUUCUUGAGAACGAUUCCCCACUUGAGAUGGAAAACUCAAUUUCUAUCUUCGAUAUUACGAUUUAGAUCUCAUGUGGAAAUGAAGUUGAUGGAAUUUUUCACCCAGGAACAAUUUACUAGAACUCAUCCCCCUUUAAUAACAUCGUCUGAUUGUGAAGGUGCUGGAGAAUUAUUCAAAAUUGAAAGUGCCUCUAGAGCUGACAUAGAAAACAAGUUUUUUGGUAAAGAUAGUUAUUUAACUGUCAGUACUCAAUUGCACUUAGAAGUACUUUGUAUGGCUCUUAGCAGAGUGUGGACCUUAACUCCUUGCUUCAGAGCUGAAGAAAGUGAUACCCAUAGACAUCUUAGUGAAUUCUGGAUGCUAGAAGCAGAAAUUGCCUUUAUUUCGGAUGUCAGACAGCUCACUACGUUUUGUGAAAGAAUGAUAAAACAUGUCGUGAACUCUUUGCAUCAAGAUUUGGAAGGUCAAGGUUCCAACUUGAUUAACUCAAGGCGUGACCAGGAAUUCGUCCACAAAAUGAUUGAACGAUGGGAUCAACUAUUGAAUGGUAAAUGGAAGACUAUUACUUACACUGAAGCUAUAGAUAUACUGAGUGCAGAGAGUUCCAAGGGAAAUAUCUCCUUCCAAUUUAAGCCUGCGUGGGGAGAACCGCUUCAAUCGGAACACGAAAAAUGGCUAACAGGCGAAUAUUUCAAAUCUCCGGUCUUCGUAUUAAAUUAUCCCAAAGAAUCAAAACCAUUUUACAUGACUAGAAACCCUGAUGGAAAAACUGUGGCAUGUUUUGAUCUUCUAGUACCAGAUGUUGGAGAAAUAAUUGGAGGGUCGAUGAGAGAACACAAUAUUGAUCUCUUGCUGGAUGAAAUCAAGCAAAGAAAUAUGAAGACUGAUGAUAUUGAAUGGUACUUAUCCUUACGAUCAAGUGGAUCCGUUUCUCAUGGAGGGUUUGGAAUGGGCUUUGAACGACUAUUAUGUUAUUUGGGAUGUGUUGAAAACAUCCGUGAUGUAAUCCCCUUUCCACGAAGCUCCCGUGAUUGUGUCUGUUGA